This is a messenger RNA of Penicillium manginii, 1356 nucleotides long. RefSeq names its product cytochrome P450. The transcript has 2 exons. Gene Ontology annotation, molecular function: monooxygenase activity; heme binding; iron ion binding. Bases 1 to 1356 code for a protein of 451 amino acids. Lineage: Eukaryota; Fungi; Ascomycota; Eurotiomycetes; Eurotiales; Aspergillaceae. The record is from RefSeq and is a predicted model, not a curated record.
AUGAUUUCAUUAAUAUUUGUGGCCAUUUUCGGGCUGUUAAUUGGUGUGUAUACUCUCAAACGACGCAAAACAACUUCGUCUUUGCCUCUACCACCGGGCCCUAAACCAUUGCCUAUCAUUGGUAAUGUCCACCAAGCUCCCAAAUCACACGCCUGGAGAACAUAUCAGGAAUGGAGCAAACAGUAUGGACCCAUCGUGUCUGUCAAUAUGCUUGGACAGCCGGUGGUCAUAUUGAAUACCUCCGAAACAGCCCACGAUCUCCUAGCGAAGCGCGGGGCCACAUUUUCAGACCGGCCUCAUCUUUUUUUGGCAAACGAUCUAGCCUUGAAAGGGCUUAACAUCCUCAUGAUGAAUUAUACAGACCAAUUUCGAAGACACCAGACGCUAGAGGUCUCGGUAUUGAAUGCGACGCCCGCAGCUGCCUAUCACCCUCUACAAGCCCUAGAAUCACAGCAGUUGAUGCAAGAUCUUCUGAUCAAUACUGGCGAGGCUGGUACCGAUGUGAGAUGUCAUUUUCAACGCGCGGUCGCAAGUAUGAUGCAUACACUGCUGUACGGCUUCCGUAUCAAAGACUGCGAUGACCCAAUUCUUCAAGUUGCUGUUCAACUGAACGAAGAAUUUUCAGAAUUUAUACAAGUCGGCGCAAAUAUUGUUGACCAGUUCCCUAUUCUCAAUAAUUUGCCCAGCUUUCUAGCUCCAUGGAAGGCAAAAGCUGAGAAUCACUUCACGACCAAGGUCAAUAUGCAAGGCGAGAACUUCCGGCAGGCCCUGUCUUCGGACGGAUGGAAUAUCGCAAAGUAUCUCAAGAAGAGCAUCGAAAAGGACAGUCUCAAGAUGCCCUUGAGUGAGCUCGAAUUUGAGCUUGGUACCAUCAUCAACGCUGGACUAGACGGCACUACAGAUAGCCUCAUGUGGUUUGUGGUAGCAUGUGUUACGCAGGACCAAGGGUUCAUCACCAAAGCACGCGAAGAACUAGAUACUUUUGUCGGACGUUCUAGGCUUCCAGUUCCAGAUGACAAGCCUAAUCUUCCUUACAUCACUGCUAUCGUCGAGGAAAUAUUCCGAUGGCGGCCCGCUGGGCCUGAGGGGGUUCCUCACAUGAACAAGGAAGAGACUACGUACAAUGGAUACAAAAUCCCCAAGGGCUCUGUCAUUGUACCAAAUGUUUGGACGAUUUCUCGAGAAGAAGCGUUAUUCGGACCGGAACCUGAGAGUUUCAUACCAGAUCGCUGGAUCAACGACGGCGAUAAAAAGACACUCAAAGCGCUACCCCGGCAGCCUUCGGAUAUGGCAGGCGAAUUUGCCCCGGACGGUAUUUUGCCCGCAACUUUAUUUGGAUCGUUGUUGCUCAAUUGA